Emiliania huxleyi CCMP1516 is the source of this 820-nucleotide messenger RNA. RefSeq lists its product as hypothetical. The transcript has 2 exons. The coding region runs from base 1 to 627 and encodes 208 amino acids. The record is from RefSeq and is a predicted model, not a curated record. Lineage: Eukaryota; Haptophyta; Isochrysidales; Noelaerhabdaceae.
AUGGCGCGCCACCCGUCCCUGCUGCUGGCCGUCCCUGCUGCUGGCCGUCCCUGCUGCUGGCCGUCCCUGCUGCUGGCCGUCCCUGCUGCUGGCCGUCCCUGCUGCUGGCCAGCUGCUGGCAGCUCGCCGCGGCGCCGCUCCGAAGACAUGCUUGCCAUCUUUGCGCCCUCGGCCAACGCCCUCACCAUCGGCGCAGCUCCCCUGCACCGCCCGGCCGUCGUCAAGCCGGUCGGCGCCACCAUGAUGGCCCCGGAGCAGCUGGCGGAUGUGAUGCCGGCGCUGCAGACCUCGACGCUGCUCGCGGACGCGACGCUCGCCUCCGGCUCCGCCGUUGCGGGCGCUGGCCUCGGCCUGAUCGGCGGCGCCAUCGUGCUCGGCCCGGCCCUCUCGGCGGCGGGCGGCAAGGGCGCUGGCGGCAAGGCGCCCAGAGCCCUGCCCUCUCUGCUCCCCGCAGCAUCCCUCCGCUGCUUCGAGAGCCGCUGCCCUCGCCUCCGCGCUCGCCGCCCCCUGACCCGCACUCGCUGCCCGCCACAGGCCAAGGGCACCGCGAUGGGCAUCGUCGGCGCCGUCGUCGGCGGGUCGAUCGGCCUCGCGGGCGGCGCCGUCGUCGGCCUCGGCGCCUUGUAAGCGUCGCGCCUUGUGAGCGUCGCCCGGAGAGCGCCGGCUGGGGGGCGGGCCUUGGCCGGACGGACUCUGUGAGAGCGCACAGUGGCGGGUUGAGUGACCUUUGUAGUAAAGCCAGUGCUGGUGUGGCUGUGCGGGUGUGCCCUCCGUCGUCCCUGCUGUCCGGUCGUCGCGUCGAUGCAAAAAACAUGCGCUU